GCUCCAGGGCAAUCGCUGACCGAGGACCGGGAUGCUGCGCGUGCGGUGUGUGCGUGGCGGGAGCCGCGGCGCUGAGGCCCUGCACUACCUCGGGUCUCGGCUCGGAAGAACCGUGACAGGAUGGGUGCAGCGAACUUUCCAGAGCACCCAGGCAGCCCCAGCCUCCUCCCAGAAAUCCUGUGCAGCUGAUGAGAAGGCCACCGACCCUCUGCCCAAGGACUGCCCCGUCUCCUCCUACAACGAGUGGGACCCUUUAGAGGAAGUGAUCGUGGGCAGAGCGGAAAACGCCUGUGUGCCGCCCUUCACAGUGGAGGUGAAGGCCAACACGUAUGAAAAGUACUGGCCAUUUUACCAAAAGUAUGGAGGUCAAUAUUUUCCCAAAGAUCACUUGAAAAAGGCUGUUGCUGAAAUUGAAGAAAUGUGCAAUAUUUUAAAAAUGGAAGGAGUGGUGGUGAGGAGACCCGACCCCAUUGACUGGGCAUUUCAGUACAGAACUCCUGACUUUGAGUCUACGGGUUUAUACAGCGCGAUGCCCCGAGACAUCCUUAUCGUCGUGGGAAAUGAGAUUAUCGAGGCUCCCAUGGCGUGGCGCUCGCGCUUCUUCGAGUACAGAGCGUACCGCUCGCUUAUCAAAGACUACUUCCACCGCGGGGCCAAGUGGACCACGGCGCCCAAGCCCAUGAUGGUGGACGAGCUCUAUGACAAGAAUUAUCCCAUCCACAGUGUGGAAGACAGACACAAACUGGCUGCUCAGGGAAAGUUUGUGACCACUGAAUUUGAGCCCUGCUUUGAUGCUGCUGACUUCAUUCGAGCCGGAAGAGAUAUUUUUGCACAGAGAAGCCAGGUGACAAAUUGCCUGGGCAUUGAAUGGAUGCGCAGGCAUCUCGCUCCAGACUACAGAGUGCAUGUCAUUUCCUUUAAGGACCCCAACCCCAUGCACAUCGACGCCACCUUCAACAUCAUCGGGCCUGGGCUCGUGCUUUCCAACCCUGACCGUCCGUGUCACCAGAUUGAUCUAUUCAAGAAAGCAGGAUGGACCAUAGUUACUCCUCCAACACCGACCAUCCCAGAUGAUCAUCCGCUGUGGAUGUCGUCCAAAUGGCUUUCCAUGAACGUCCUGAUGCUGGAUGAGAAACGUGUCAUGGUGGACGCCAACGAAGUCCCAACGCAGAAGAUGUUUGAGAAGCUGGGGAUCAGCACCAUUAAGGUCAGCAUCCGUCACGCCAAUUCCCUGGGAGGAGGCUUCCACUGCUGGACCUGUGACGUCCGCCGCCGAGGCUCGCUUCAGUCCUACUUUGACUGACAGGCCCCCCAGGGCUGAGUUUAGGGCUGGUCCCGCUACUUCUGCUUCACCAAGUGCAUGACCUGUAGUGCUUUGAACAAUCAUAUCCUUAACAGGGGUCUCUAGCCUAGUUUACUUUUAUUACUUUUCUUUGACAUAAGGAAAAUAACUUCCGCUAUGUAUCACUUUCUUCUCCUAAAGUUAUUUACUCUUUGGCUUCCAGUGUAAAACCUUGGUGAAUAUGUACCAAGACGAAAAUUAGUCACCUGAGUAACCCGGCCACUAAUAUUUAACCAUCUACCUCUGUUUGUACCUUUCUUUCCUCAAGGCAGCUUGGAAUACUGGUUCUAAUCUUCAUUGUUUUUUCCUUUUUCAUAGGCUUGUAAGUGUUUGUAUCACUUCUCUCUAAAUGAGAGGGAGACUUAGAAUUUACACAGAUCCUAAGUAGAACCAGAUCAUUCUCUUUUUCUAAUAAGGAAGUUGAGUAGUUUUUUUUUUUUUUUUUUUUAAAUAAGCUAGAUACCGCAAACACUGACAUGAAUUUUUCAUGAAGGUUUUUAAUAUUUUCUUCUCAACAUUGGUGAGAUGUGCUACUAAACACCAUAUCAUACAACUUACCUCAUUUCAGGAGAACUCUUUUAAUCAGUUCCUCUCUUUCCAGAAAUUUCCACAAAUGUUUAGCAUGAUAGGAUAUAACUAUCGGCUCCUGUUCCUAAAUUCCCAAUAUCUAAUAGAUACAUUGCGUCUUUGGUAAUCUCAGAUUUGUUUACAGAUGUGCAAAUUAUUUAAAGCACAGACUUUAAAAGCAUUUGAAAAAACUAAUAGAGGAAACAUGUGAUGUGACAUAAUUUUAAUGUUGGAUACUGUGUGUGUAUUUUUAUUCUAAUAAAUGUUUGUGUUCCAGAUUAUAUUUUA
This is a messenger RNA of Chinchilla lanigera (long-tailed chinchilla), 2197 nucleotides long. RefSeq names its product glycine amidinotransferase (L-arginine:glycine amidinotransferase) (gene Gatm). The coding region runs from base 32 to 1303 and encodes 423 amino acids. The record is from RefSeq and is a predicted model, not a curated record. The transcript is spliced from 9 exons. Gene Ontology annotation, biological process: creatine biosynthetic process. NCBI's taxonomy places the organism in Eukaryota, Metazoa, Chordata, Mammalia, Rodentia, Chinchillidae. Gene Ontology annotation, cellular component: mitochondrion. Gene Ontology annotation, molecular function: amidinotransferase activity.